This is a messenger RNA of Microthlaspi erraticum, 213 nucleotides long. NCBI's taxonomy places the organism in Eukaryota, Viridiplantae, Streptophyta, Magnoliopsida, Brassicales, Brassicaceae. The record is from the annotation of a GenBank genome assembly.
AUGAUUGUAGGUGUGAGUCCAAUGGCUAUUGCUGUUCAAUCACCAUAUGUUGCUCAGGUGCAGCUUCUCAGAGACAGGCUUGAUGAUUUUCCAGUUGCUGAUGGAGUUGAAGUCGCUACCAUUGACAGUUUCCAACGGCGGGAAGCUGAUGCAGUGAUCAUCUCAAUGGUGGUGUUACACCGAUCAGUGAAUAUGCAGUUGCCGAAUCAGUAG